Molecule: messenger RNA, 315 nt
Organism: Aspergillus aculeatinus CBS 121060
Lineage: Eukaryota; Fungi; Ascomycota; Eurotiomycetes; Eurotiales; Aspergillaceae
Product: DUF5310 domain-containing protein
Exons: 3
Coding region: 86-253 (55 amino acids)
Biological process (GO): outer mitochondrial membrane organization
Source: RefSeq, a predicted model, not a curated record
UACACUUCUUAUGAUCCCAUAACAAAGGAUACCUCUUCCAAGUUCAGUCUGUUUGCUGCCAUAUUCAUUGCAGCAUACGAAUCCUAUGGCGAAUCUCCCUAAUCUCCGACGUCUGUUUGUCGAGGCCCGCACCGAGGCCGAAGAGAACGAGCACUCCAGAACUGCGUUCUACAACCUUGUCCUCUUUAUCUCUUCGGUCGCUGUCUUCAGCUUGGUGGCUCAACGAAUGGGCGGAACGAAGUCGGGAAAAUGAACAAUAAACGCAAAGGAAAUGCCAGUGGUAUCUCAUACAGCUCAUACUCUUAAACACCUUGA